UUUUUUUUUUUUCUUAUACAUCUUUAUACAAUAAUGCUAAUUAAUUCAAGAUUUCAACUCACUUGUAUUGCCUUAGCUAGUUGUAUUUUAUUAUAUUUCUUUUUUAAUAAUUCUAUAGCAAAUACAACUAAAUGUAAUAGAAUACCAGCUUCUGAAAAACACCUAUAUUCUUUUCGCGAUUUAAAUAAUCAAGAGAUAUCCAAUGCAACACUAAGCCAAGUCUUGAUUUUGACUCCAUUCAAGCAAUCGGUUCAAUUUAUUGAUCGUUAUUUUGAUAAUAUAAUUAAACUAACUUAUCCUCAUCAUCUCAUCUCACUUGGAUUUCUUGUCUCUGAUUCUACAGAUGGAACGAUUGAAAGACUACAAGAACGAUCUCAACUCGACUCACAUCGUUUUCAUAGUAUACACAUCUUGAAAAAAGAUUUUCAAUAUGACUUGGCAACCAAUGAAGAUCGACAUGCGUUUGAGGUACAAGUGCAACGACGAUCCAUAAUGGCCAAAAGCCGCAACACAUUAUUAUCAUCGGCUUUAACUCAGGACCAUGAUUGGGUCCUUUGGUUAGAUGGCGAUGUUGUUGAUUAUCCAGAAACUCUUUUAGAAGAACUGAUUGGCAUGAAUAAGGAUGUACUAGCGCCCAAUUGCUUUUGGCACUCUUAUAACGAGGAAGGUGGAUAUGAUAAGAAUAAUUGGCAAGAGACACCGGAAAGUUUAGAGUUUCAAAAGACAUUAGCAGCAGAUCAGGUGUUAGUGGAGGGAUACCCCGAGUUGAUUACACAUCGAAAGUUAAUGAUCGACAUGCGACAUGAGGAUGGUCAGACAGAUUUAUUUUAUACUGUACCUUUAGAUGCAGUAGGUGGAACAUGUACAUUAGUGAGGGCUGAGGUCCAUCGUGCUGGGGCUAUUUUCCCUCCUUUUGUAUUUCAACAUCAAGUAGAGACAGAGGGACUGGCUAAGAUGGCAAAGGCACUAGGUUAUGAAGUUUGGGGAUUACCAAAUUAUUUAGUUUAUCAUUACAUCUAAUAUUUUAAAUAAUAAUAAUAAAAAUAGGACUAAUUGACGUUCAUACUGUUUUAUAGUA
Molecule: messenger RNA, 1078 nt
Organism: Cokeromyces recurvatus
Lineage: Eukaryota; Fungi; Mucoromycota; Mucoromycetes; Mucorales; Mucoraceae
Product: Anp1-domain-containing protein
Exons: 1
Coding region: 34-1020 (328 amino acids)
Source: RefSeq, a predicted model, not a curated record